Molecule: messenger RNA, 1158 nt
Organism: Spinacia oleracea (spinach)
Lineage: Eukaryota; Viridiplantae; Streptophyta; Magnoliopsida; Caryophyllales; Amaranthaceae
Exons: 3
Coding region: 1-1158 (385 amino acids)
Source: RefSeq, a predicted model, not a curated record
AUGGGGAAAGCAGUACAAUGGCCGCCGAAAUCCAGCAAACCCGACUCGAAGAAGGAUCCCUCGAAGUGGUGUGACUUCCAUGCCGACAUUGGUCACACUACCAAUGAGUGCGUAGCACUAAGAAGAGAAGUGGCUUAUUUACUAAAGAACGGAUACCUCAAGGACGUUAUGUCAGACAAAGCUCGUGGCGUUAUCAACAAAGACAACUCCAAUUCUCCUUCUCGACCUCCUCCACCUCCCCCUCAUACUAAAACUGUAAAUUUUAUUGCUAGAGGUUCUGACGUUUGUGGUUUAACUUAUUCUGCAGCGAAGAGCUCCACCAAUGUUAUGAUGCUCGACGACCUUAAGGAGAUGGGGCUUAACCCAGACACAGAUGUCGUGAAGAAGUCCACAGUAUUGAUAGGAUUCAGCGGCGAAGCGAAGACUACCUUUGGAGAAGUCACUCUACCCGUCUACGCCCAAGGGGUCAACCAACAGUCUAGUCCCGACCCGACAGGUUACAAAGAGCCCAAGUCUGAACAGCUCGACGAAGUCAUUUUAGAUCCUACUAAGCCAGAGCAAGUCGUCUUUAUUGGAUGCGACGUGCCUGACAUCACCAGGUCGGAGCUCAUAACAUUUCUCAAAGCCAAUGCAGAUGGUUUCGCAUGGUCCCACGAAGACAUACCAGGUAUCAGUCCUGAUGUCAUCACUCACAAGCUCAGUGUCGACCCACAUCACAAACCCGUCAAACAGAAACGACGGAAGUUUGCCCCAGAACGCAACCAAAUCAUCAACGACGAGGUCCAACAGCUACUAGACACCGGGAAGAUCAGGGAAGUCAAAUACCCAGAUUGGUUGGCCAACGUCGUAGUAGUAAGAAAGAAGAACGGGAAAUGGCGUGUUUGCAUAGCCUUCACCUACAUCAACAAAGCAUGCCUUAAAGACUCCUUCCCAUUGCCCCACAUCAACGCCAUGGUAGAUGCCACUGCCGGGCACGAGAUGCUCACCUUCAUGGACGCCUUCACUGGGUAUAACCAGAUUCUGAUGCACCCAGACGAUCAGGAGAAGACCGUCUUCAUCACGGAGCGAGAAACCUACUGUUACAAAGUCAUGCCUUUCGGCCUAAGGAACGCCGGUGCCACCUAUCAACGGCUCGUCAACAAGAUGUUCAGGAAAUAG